AUGUCGAAUUUCACAACGCCUUGGCUGGAUACUGGAGACAAUGCCUGGCAACUCACAGCGGGGAGCUUGGUAGCACUUCAGAGUGUACCUGGUCUGGUGGUCCUCUACGCUGGAUUCAUGAGGUCGAAAUGGGCCAUCAACAGCGCUUUCAUGGCAUUCUACGCAUUUGCUGCAACGUUGAUAACCUGGGUUCUAUGGGCCUAUAAGAUAGGUUUCGGAAUAUACAUGCUACCCUUCGCUGGUCGACCUGGUCCAGUUGUUACGAUUGCACAGGAGCUCAAACAGUCGGAACUCCCUUCAGCAGGUCUUCAACAGAACUUUCCACUCAGCACCAUGAUAUACUUCCAAUUCGUUUUUGCGGCAAUCACAGUUGUUAUCAUGGCUGGCGCUUUUCUUGGUCGCAUGAACUUCACAGCUUGGAUGCUAUUUGUGCCUCUGUGGAUUACUUUUUCCUAUACCAUUGGCGCCUACUCGCUCUGGGGAGGUGGGUUUCUCUUCCAACGAGGGGUUAUUGAUUACUCUGGAGGCUACGUUAUUCAUUUAUCCUCUGGGACGGCGGGAUUUGUUGGUGCGCACUGGAUUGGGCCACGUUUGGAUGUCGACCGCCUAGAAACUCGUCCAUCGAAUGUUUUGGGAGUUCUCGUAGGCGCAGGCAUCUUAUGGAUUGGCUGGAACGGCUUUAACGGGGGGGACCCUUAUGCUGCAAGUGCGGAUGCUGGUGUGGCAGUUCUUAAUACCAACGUAGCGACGGCAAUGUCAUUGCUUUGCUGGACAAUAUGCGACAUAAUAUAUUAUAAGAAGCCAUCUGUGCUCGGUGCGGUGCAAGGGAUGAUUACAGGUCUCGUUGCUAUUACUCCAGCAGCCGGUGUUGUUGCUGGAUGGGGAGCGAUCUGCAUUGGAUUUGCGAGUGGAACAAUCCCCUGGUUGAGCAUGAACGUAAUGGGCAAAAAGGUCGCAUACUUUCGAAAGAUCGAUGAUGUUAUGGGCAUUUUUCACACCCACUGCAUUGCCGGGGCUGUGGGUGGUUUCUGCGUCGGCUUAUUCGCAACUGCAGAAGGUUGUGCCGCUUUCGGAAUCAGCAACGCAGGAGGAGCCAUUGACGGUAACGGGAGGCAGGUUUGGCUCCAAAUUGUCGGUGCAUUGUUCGUCAUUGGUUGGAAUAUUGUUUGGACAUCGCUGAUUAUGCUAUUUAUCAAAUACGUCUGCCGCAUCCCACUUCGCAUGUCCGACGAAGAGCUAAUGGCUGGAGAUGACAUGGUUCAUGGCGAGGCAGCAUAUGCCCUGGGUCCUUGCGAAGCUCAUGAGCACUUGCUGGCUGGCCAUUACGUCAAGAGAAGUGAGACAGGACCAGGCGAGUUGAGCAUGGGCGGUGUUACCAUGGGACAUGAUCCACAUGUGGGGACGAGUGAUAGCAGUCCUAGAGCUGGCGAAAUCAAAGUUUGA
Messenger RNA from Lachnellula hyalina, 1443 nucleotides. It is a transcript of the gene AMT3-1, whose product is annotated as Ammonium transporter 3 member. Gene Ontology annotation, biological process: ammonium transmembrane transport. NCBI's taxonomy places the organism in Eukaryota, Fungi, Ascomycota, Leotiomycetes, Helotiales, Lachnaceae. The record is from RefSeq and is a predicted model, not a curated record. Bases 1 to 1443 code for a protein of 480 amino acids. The transcript has 5 exons. Gene Ontology annotation, cellular component: plasma membrane. Gene Ontology annotation, molecular function: ammonium channel activity.